Molecule: messenger RNA, 2397 nt
Organism: Recurvomyces mirabilis
Lineage: Eukaryota; Fungi; Ascomycota; Dothideomycetes; Mycosphaerellales; Teratosphaeriaceae
Exons: 1
Coding region: 1-2397 (798 amino acids)
Biological process (GO): regulation of DNA-templated transcription
Cellular component (GO): nucleus
Molecular function (GO): DNA-binding transcription factor activity, RNA polymerase II-specific; transcription cis-regulatory region binding; zinc ion binding
Source: RefSeq, a predicted model, not a curated record
AUGCCUAGCCCGGAGACGAUUGAUCCUCAAGCACACAAAGCUUGUGCCCAUUGUCGCUCCCAGAAAGUACGAUGCAUACCAGACGAGGCGAAUCCUGAUGCCUGUUCGAGAUGUACGAAGGUUGGACGGCCAUGUAUCUUCACACCCUUGCAGAAGCGCAAGCAGCGUAAGCGCACAGAUACACGGGUGGCAGAGCUCGAAAGAGAAAUGCGUACGAUGAGGUCUAUGCUGAAGGAGAAAGAGAACGGUGCCAAGACCAGCCCAGCAGGAUCAGGACAAGAAGGCACGCCUGGACUGUGGUUCACGCAGAAUAUAGCCUCUGCUCGGCCUUUGCAACAGUCGGUAUUUGCAGAGCACCAGCCCUGCGAGCAGAUCAGGCACCCUGCCGCCUCCAAAUUGUGGCCGGAUCGUCUUGCAGAUUAUCCAGAAUUGAGCAAGCGCGAUGUCAUAGACCGAGGGCUUCUGUCUAUGGCGACAGCGAGACAACUCUACGAAACGUACGAGACCGACCUGUUUCCGCACUGGCCUCCUGUACCCGUACCUGCAAACAUGUCCGCGGACGAUAUGCGUGUAGCUCGUCCUGCGCUGUUUCUGGCUACCCUCGCCGCGGCGGCUGGGAAGGAGAACAGUGAGCUUGCGGCCACGCUUGACAAAGAGGUGCUGGAUAUGUAUGCUACCCGCAGUCUAAUGCGGUCGGAGAAGAGCCUCGACCUGAUUCAGGCUCUUUUGCUCUCGGCUGUCUGGUAUCAUCCGCCUUCAAAGUUUGGACAACUAAAAUACUACGAGUACAUCCACAUGGCGGCGACAAUGGCUAUGGAUAUUGGCAUCGGUACAAGGCCUACUGUGACUCGAAGUCGCUUUGGGAAUGCUGAUCGAGGGCGUGAGCCAGCCAAGCAGGCAAUGGUCCACGCCGUGCACCCUGCCGAGGACACCUCGAAUCCAGAUCUGAGUAUGACACCACGAUCACGGAACCAAAGCCCUCACACUGGAAGCUUAGAGAGCAGACGAACAUUCGUGGCCACGUACAUGAUCUGUGCCGGCGUAUCGUUAUCGCUCCGCAGACCGAACAUGCUCCGCAUAAGCAGCUAUGUUCGAGAAUGCAUCACCUUCUUGGCACGCAGUCCGGAUGCGUUACCCACCGAUCGGCUACUGGUUCACUGGGCCAGAUUAGUCGUUAUAGCAGAAGAGAUAUCUGUAGCCUUCAGUUAUGACGACCUAGGCGGUGUAGCUUCUAUCACCGAGCUUCGCGUACAGCUGAUGUUGAAAGACUUUGGGCACAAGCUGAACGUGUGGGCGGCAAGCGUGCCUGUAGAUGAAAGCAACGGGGACAUGAUGAUCAUGUACUGGUUUGUCCGGCUGUGCCUGCACGAAGUUGCACUGCAUGUUGACCACUCUCCGGAGGACUUCAUUGCACCAUAUCAGAUGGGGCCCAUCCAGGAAUGGGAAGGUGUCGGAGAAAUACCGACGCAGAUCCUGGCUGAAUGUAUCUCGGGGUGCAUAUCCAGUUCACAUGCUUUGCUGGAAUGCUUCUUCACUAUGCCGCCAGAGUCUCUUCGCGCGAUGCCGGUCUUCAGCUAUGUCCGCGUGUCCUUUGCGGCAUUUGUCCUGGCUAAGCUAUGUCUUUCAGCGUCGCAUCCAAGGAGUCGCAUCGGUCGAGUGCUUGACAAGUCUGCGCUGAAGGCAGAUAGCUACAUGGAUCGUGCGGUACUGCACGUACGGAAUAUCGUUGGUACGAAGAGAUCUCGAGUUCCGGCCAUCUUUCUUGCGUUGCUGUUCAAGCUAAGACAAUGGUGUCUGAAUCCUGAAAUGCUCGAGCAAACAGAAGGGUCUGGUCCCGAUGCCAUGGAGCCGUACAACAAUCUUCGCAAUGGCGGCGCACUGCCCGAACCUACCACUGACGCGUUGGAGCAAGAUGGCCACAAACAAAUAACAGAGCUGUAUGGAGGCAGCGUCAGUGGAAGUGUUAGUAGCGAGGCCAGCCCAGGCUCAGGAGACCUUCCCUCGCCUCAGCAAGCAUUAGGCGGGCCCGGUAGAAUGGCUGUCUCGGAACAGCAGCCUACUCCCAUGUCUCAAUCGCAUGGAGGUUUAUACCAACCAGGCACAUAUGACACACAGCAUAGCCAAGCAGGCAUACCUAGCAAUGGUUCUGAACAAGAGCCCAACGAGAUCGACCUUAUGCAGCUCGAUCUUGACUUUGCAAACUACAUCGAUGAGCUCAAUGGCAGCAUUGGAGACGGCGAUCUGGCAGGUCUCGACGCCUGGAUGCCUACUAAUAUUGCUGGAAUAACCAUCCCUGAAGACCAUGAGGCGAUGCACACGAACACUUCCGGCCAGUCACAUACUGAUACCCUGGGCUAUGGCUGGACAUGGGAUGAUACAAGUGCAGGUGCUGGCUGA